AUGAGAAGUAGAGAGAUUGGGUUGUUAAUUGAUCAGCUUCAGACUCUAUUUUCUUUGCCUUUGUCAACUGCAAAUCAAGAGGAGUGUUCUGCUCUAAAUGCAAAAUUGGAAUGUUCAUUAGCAGAAGAGGAUGCAAACUGGAAGCAGCGUUCCAAAGAUACUUCUAAAGGGAUGGAGGACUUGGUGUUGCACUAUUUUUCCACCAUGUUUGAAUCCAAUGAUAUUAAUUCUAUUCAUAUCAUAAUGUUGUUGAGCUCCUGCAGCCUAAGCACUGAGGGAGUCUUCUCUUUGAAGCUUGAUAUGAGUGAGGCUUAUGAUCGCAUGGAGUUUUCUGGAAGCUGUUCUAUUGAGAUUGGGUUUCACAGAGUCAUGGAUAGGUGUGAUUAUAAAGUGUGUGACAAUUUGAAGUAUGCUUUUUUGGUUAAUGGCCAGCCUAAGGGCCAUUUGACUCCUACUAGGGGACUCAGACAGGGUGAUCCAUUAUCACCUCACCUGUUUCUUCUGUGUAUCGAAGUAUUUUCAGCUUUGCUUGAGCGAAAAGUUAGAAAUGGUGAGCUGCAGGGCAUUAAAGUCUGUGAGGGUGCCCCCAUUAUUCAUCACUUAUUGUUUGCAGAUGACAGUUUGUUGUUUGGGAAAGCUACUUUGCAUGAGUGUCAUCAUAUCCAGAAUGUUCUGCAUAAUUACGAGUUGGCAUCUGGUCAACAAAUUAAUUUUUCUAAGAGCAGUAUUGUUUUCAGUAAGAGAGUUCCUGAGGUGGAUAAUUGUGCUAUAACAGGUUUCUUGGGUGUUUCUAUUGAAGUCGAGCAUGAGAAGUAUCUGGGCUUGCUUAUUUAUUUGGGGAGGAAUCGGACUAAGGCCAUCUCCAGCUGUGGGGGGCUAAAAUAG
Molecule: messenger RNA, 885 nt
Organism: Rosa rugosa (rugosa rose)
Lineage: Eukaryota; Viridiplantae; Streptophyta; Magnoliopsida; Rosales; Rosaceae
Exons: 3
Coding region: 1-885 (294 amino acids)
Source: RefSeq, a predicted model, not a curated record